Molecule: messenger RNA, 4118 nt
Organism: Pristis pectinata (smalltooth sawfish)
Lineage: Eukaryota; Metazoa; Chordata; Chondrichthyes; Rhinopristiformes; Pristidae
Gene: eogt
Product: EGF domain-specific O-linked N-acetylglucosamine (GlcNAc) transferase
Exons: 18
Coding region: 6-1745 (579 amino acids)
Cellular component (GO): endoplasmic reticulum lumen
Molecular function (GO): protein N-acetylglucosaminyltransferase activity
Source: RefSeq, a predicted model, not a curated record
UUGUGAUGGCGCCGCGCUUGUCUUGGUUCGCUGCAGAACGCCGGCCCAGAUGGUGUCUGAAUUGCCUGUCAAAUUGGGAAAGCGAGAAUGACAAACGUAAAUGGAUGGAAGAGCAUGAAGUAAAUAUCGUAAUUGAAAAUGAAUUUGGAUUCUCACAUGGGUCUACCAUCUAUUCAGUCAUGAUAUUAAUGCUACUUCAGUUUGCAAUGGAACCAGCUGGAGGCUUUGGACUGGAAGGCCAAAGCAAUGUGGAUAGUGCCAAAGAAAGGCCUUUGUACAAUAACAUUCGAUUGCCUGAUGAACAUAUUCCUUAUUUUCUACACAAUAACAUACAUAUAGCUGUUAGUUGUGAGAAAGACUCCCUCUGUCCAUUUAAGAAACACUUGAGCAAGCUGGAAUCAUGCUGGGGGUAUGAAAAGAAUUGCAAGCCAGAAUACAGAUUCAGUUACCCAGUGUGCUCUGAAGCUACUUCAGGAUGGGCCAAUACAAUAGAAGGAGCAGAGGAGAUUUUUUGGAAGCAGGGCGAUUUUGGUUAUGUUAAAGAAAUGCUUCAUGAGAUGAAAACAUUGUGUGAACCAGUCAAAUCAGGUGAUUCAUUCCUGGCAUGCACAAAAUACACUCGCUAUUGCAGAGCUACUAACCUCUACAUUGAUUUGAGAAAUCCAAGAAGAAACACAGAUAGAUACAAGGAAGAUUUUCUUCAAGAGGGUGAUAUUGGAGGUUGUUGUAAAUUGAACAAGGCGUCAUUGAUGGCUGAAGGAGAACAUAAGAGUCCUCUGCAGUCCUGGUUUGCAGAAUUACAAACAUAUUCUCAGCUAAACUUUCAACCGAUGGAAGAUGGAAAUUGUGACCUCAUAAUUGAAAAGCCAACCUACUUCAUGAAGCUAGAUGCAGGUGUCAAUAUGUAUCACCAUUUCUGUGAUUUUAUUAAUCUCUAUAUUUCCCAACACAUCAACAAUUCUUUUAACACCGAUGUGAAUAUCGUGAUGUGGGAUACUAGUUCCUAUGGUUAUGGUGAUUUAUUUAGUGAUACCUGGAAAGCAUUUUCUGAUUACAACAUUAUACAUUUAAAAACAUUUGACCAUAAACGGGUAUGCUUCAAGGAAGUAGUCUUUUCAUUGCUCCCACGUAUGCGCUAUGGAUUAUUUUACAAUACACCUUUGGUGCCUGACUGCUUCAGCACUGGAAUGUUCAGAGCAUUUUCACAGCAUGUCCUGUUUAGGUUGAAUAUUACACAAGAUAUUCCCGUGAUUGGAAGAAUCCGUAUUACAUUCCUGGUUCGGAGCACUCAAUACCGCAGAAUUCUAAAUCAGGAUGAGCUGGUGAAGGCCUUGAAGACAGUGUCUGUAUUUGAUGUCAGAGUGGUGGAUUACAAAGACAUUGGAUUUUCAGAGCAACUAAAAAUAACACAUAACUCGGAUAUUUUUAUCUCCAUACAUGGAGCUGGACUGACUCACCUGCUUUUUCUACCUGACUGGGCUGUCAUUUUUGAACUGUAUAAUUGUGAAGAUGAUCGCUGCUAUUUGGAUUUAGCUCGGCUUCGAGGAAUUCACUAUAUGACUUGGGAGAAAACUGACAAAGUGAUACCUCAGGAUAAGGGACAUCAUCCAACACUUGGGGAGCAUCCCAAGUUUACCAACUACUCUUUUGAUGUGACUGAAUUUAUGCGUCUGGUGCUGUCUGCUGCACAGAAAGUAACACAGCAUCCGAAAUGGCCUUUCACACAGUAUCAUAAUGAAUUAUGACAAAAUAUGGAAGUUAUGUUUCAUUGGUGAAUUUUAAAAAGACAUUGAUCACUUUUUAGACACUCUUGUAAAGACAAAUAAGAUUCUCUUUUUGUUAGAUGUACUGUAUCAAAUACGUUUCUUGGUAUGUAAGGUAUUCAUGGUCAGAAUCAAAUAUUUGAAAGUAGGCAAGUUCUCUAAGUUUCAAAUUAUACCAUUAGCUAUUAGAAUUUAAAUAUAAAUCUGUUUGCAGUAUGCAACAAGGAUUUGCUUUGUAUUUAUAUACUCCCUCCCCUUUUCAUAUAGUAAUACAUCCAAAAGAGUUUGUUUUUGUCUGAGUAUCCCUCCGUUCAUGUUGAGUGAAACAAAUAAUUACUGAUGACAGAAGUCAAAGUUUAGUGUGGUUUUGAGAAGGAUCUUAAUGGGAGAAAGAGACUUGGAGAUUUUAGGGAGGGAAUUCCAAAGAAUGGGAAAAAUGACAGAAGACAUGACUAUGUGAUUGGGGUGGAUGGAGGUGUGGAGGGAGGAUUUUUUUUGUUUGAAAAGACCAGUGUUAGAGGAACAAUCUGUUUUGGAACAAGUCAGGACGAUAAGGUUAGAUAAGAAUUUAAACACAAGGUAGAUUGUCUGAGAAGUUGAGAAACUAUGAAAGUCAGGAAGGAGUGGUGGGGAUUGAUGCAGAAUAGUAAAUGGGGAUAAGUUGAGGUGGCAUUUUCAGAGAAUUGUGAAUGGCUGGGAGAGCUUUGAACUAGCUCAGUCUGGAAAUGACCAAGAGUAGAUGACCUUCGGCAGAUGGGUGACAACAGGUACAGAGACUCUGCAGGUAAUGCUGCUACAGCUCCAGGGUUCAAUCCUGAUCUCCAACAUUGUGUGGAGUUUGCAUGUUCUCUUAUUAACUGUGUGCAUUUCCCAUGGAUGCUCUGGUUUCCUCCCACAUCCCAAAGAUGUGCUGUGUGGUAGGUUAAUUGCUUACUAUAAAUUGCCCAUAGUAAAGGUGGGCAGAAAGAGAAUCCUGACAAUCACGAUAGAGUUGACGGAUAUAUGAGGGGUAAGAUUACAGGGAAAUAAGUGGGGGAUGGGGCAUUGGAAUGCUCUGAGAGCUGGCAUAGAUAUGAGAAGCAGCCAGUCAGCCCAUAAUGUCAUUAGGAAGUAUGAGAAAUGAUGUGGAGAUAAAAAUAAUUGCUCUUUGGAGAAACUGGUAGGAUUGGAGACAAUUUGAGGGAUGGGGUGCAAAGAAGAUUGUUCCAGUCUUGUCGUCGUUUAGUUUAGCUAAUUCCAAGAUGGGGUGGUGUUUAAGCCAUUUAAGAGCACGGGGCAGUGAAAAACUCAGAGUCAAAAGCAGCAGUGGAAAUCCGUGGCUGAAUGUUGUCAGUGUACACUUGGAAACAGAAACCAUGUCUUUUGGAUUAUAUCACCAAGAGGCAAUGAGCAGACAGAGAAGAUGAAGCACUAAGGAUAUUCUUAAGGGAAUUUGAAGGGUAAAAGUCUGGGUAUGAGAACAGAAGCCAUUGCUAGAUAGGUGAGAGCGGAGCCAGUAAUGGCAAUCCCACUCCCCUGGGCAUUAGAGAAGAAGUUUCAGAGGAUGGUGUAGUCAACUGUGACAAGGACGCUGCAGUAUUUCCUGCAUUUUCUGUUUUAUUUCAGAUUUUCAGCAUCAGAAGUCUUUUCAUUUUCAGAAUAAAUUAUACCGAAACUAGAUGUGAAAGAUCAAGAGAAUAUACUGAUCACGAGGGCAGGAUACAAAUUUGACCCUUCCAGUUUUCCUUCAAUAACAAACAAAAUUUGUUUUUUUAAGCCAAACUUAUUUGACAUUUUACUGUUGUGGACAGUAUAAAGUUUUCAUUUUAGUCUCGAUCAGUCUUUGAUUCAGAUUCGUGACCUGCAGUGCUGAGCCAGUUCAUCCUUCCAACCCAUCAUUCUAUUCUACACUACCAUUUCCUUAAAUGUUUCAUGCUCCCCCUCACCAAGUGCAAGGAGUUCAUGGCACCAAUUUGUCUAAGAGUCCAACCGCUCGUUACCCGGCUCUGGCUGUUCCCAACCCCCACCCAUCCUCACCCACUAAAACUUGCCAAACUCAUACCGGUUAUUACUAGGAUUCCACACUUUUUAUUCUUUCUUUCCCCACCUCUUGUUCACCUCUCAGAUCAGUUUGUGGAUAGGACCCAACUUCUGCUCCAACCAUGUAUCCUUUUUCCUAGAAUUCCAUACUGGAAUUUUACCAAACUAGUCAGUGACCUCCACAGCAUCAUUGGAAAGAGAAAUGGCAUUAACUUCUCAGGCUGAAGACUGUUCUUCAGAUCUGUGCAUUAUUCUGCUGAUUAGGAUUUUUUUUUGUCGCUACAUGUUCAAUAUUUUCUGGAGAUUUAGAAGACUUAGAAACAUGCUUGAAACCAC